Vidua chalybeata is the source of this 8461-nucleotide messenger RNA. RefSeq names its product nuclear receptor coactivator 3 (gene NCOA3). Bases 141 to 4460 code for a protein of 1439 amino acids. Gene Ontology annotation, biological process: cellular response to hormone stimulus; positive regulation of transcription by RNA polymerase II. Gene Ontology annotation, molecular function: nuclear receptor binding; protein dimerization activity. The transcript is spliced from 21 exons. Gene Ontology annotation, cellular component: nucleus. The record is from RefSeq and is a predicted model, not a curated record. Lineage: Eukaryota; Metazoa; Chordata; Aves; Passeriformes; Viduidae.
CUCACGCCACCCGGUGUCUCUGCUUCGGUCCCGAUUUAAAUCCAGGCAGUGAGGAAAAUGGCGGUGCGAGGCUGAGUGUGGGGGAGAUGGAGAUGUAGCUGAGCUUUGGCUCAUUUCCCAGCUGCUGAUGCAAGGUCAAGAUGAGCGGAUUAGGAGAAAACUCCUUAGAUAGUUUGACUAAUGAGUCAAGGAAGCGCAAGCCAUUGCCCUGUGAUACACCAGGUGCAAGUCUGGUCUGCGGUGGUGAGAAGCGUCGACGUGAGCAGGAAAGCAAAUACAUUGAAGAACUGGCUGAGCUGAUAUCUGCUAAUCUCAGUGACAUUGACAAUUUCAAUGUCAAACCAGACAAAUGUGCUAUUUUAAAAGAAACUGUGAGACAGAUUCGACAAAUAAAAGACCAAGGAAAAGCAGUUUCUAAUGAUGAUGAUGUACAGAAAGCUGACGUAUCAUCCACGGGUCAAGGAGUUAUUGACAAGGAUUCAUUGGGACCUCUUUUAUUACAGGCAUUGGAUGGCUUCCUCUUUGUUGUAAAUCGAGAUGGGAACAUAGUAUUUGUAUCAGAAAAUGUCACACAGUAUCUGCUGUAUAAACAAGAAGAUUUGGUUAAUACAAGUGUGUAUGGUAUCUUGCAUGAAGAGGACCGGAAGGACUUUCUUAAAAACAUACCUAAAUCUUCAGUUAAUGGAGUUUCUUGGACGAAUGAAACACCUAGACAGAAGAGCCAUACAUUCAACUGCCGGAUGAUGGUGAAAAGCUCUCAUGACCUUGUUGAAGAUGUAGGUGGCUACCAGGAUAUACGUCAAAGAUAUGAAACUAUGCAGUGCUUUGCUUUAUCACAGCCAAGAGCUAUGAUGGAAGAGGGGGAAGAUUUGCAGUCCUGCAUGAUUUGUGUGGCGCGUCGUAUCACAACUACAGAAAGGGUAUUUCCAGCAAAUCCAGAGAGCUUUAUUACAAGACAUGAUCUUUCAGGCAAACUUGUCAACAUUGAUACAAACUCAUUACGAUCUUCCAUGAGACCUGGCUUCGAAGACAUAAUUCGUCGUUGUAUUCAGAGAUUCUUAUGCCACAAUGACGGGCAGUCAUGGUCAAAUAAACACCACUAUCAUGAAGCUUAUACGCAAGGUCAUGCUGAAACCCCAUUGUAUCAAUUUUCUUUAGCGGAUGGUACAAUAGUGACAGCACAAACGAAGAGUAAACUGUUUCGAAAUCCUGUAACUAAUGACCGCCAUGGAUUUGUCUCUACCCACUUCCUUCAAAGAGAGCAAAAUGGAUAUCGGCCAAAUCCUAAUUCUGUUGGACAAAACAUCAGAACACCUGUGACUGGAAACACAAAUUCUGUUAAUGGUCUUACGAACAUAUCACCUGGUCAAGCCGUGCCAAUGCAGAACAGAAACUAUGGGAUGGGAGAUCCCAAUGCAGUGGGUCAGCUCACCAGCGCUCGAUAUGGAAGCCCUGGGAAUAUGGGGCCAGUGAACUCUGGACCCGGCAUGCAGUCCUCUGCUUAUCAGAGUAACAGUUUUGGGUUGAAUAUAAGUAGCCCACCACAUGGCAGUCCUGGCUUAACUUCCAGCCAACAGAAUCUAAUGGUAUCUCCUAGGAAUCGAGGCAGUCCAAAAAUGAGUUCACACCAGUAUUCUCCAGUUACAGGUACGCACUCGCCAAUGGGAUCUGCCAGCAACACUAGCAACAGCACUUUUUCUAGCAGUUCUCUUAGUGCUCUGCAAGCCAUUAGUGAGGGGGUUGGAAAUUCCCUUUUAUCAACACUUUCUUCACCGGGUCCAAAACUGGAUAAUUCCCCAAACAUUAGCAUAACUCCGCAAAUUAAGGACUCCAAAAGCCCUUCUGGUUUGUAUUGUGAACAAAACCAAGUGGAAAGUUCCAUCUGCCAGUCAAACAGCAGAGAUCUCCUUAGUGAAAAAGAUAGUAAAGAGGGAAAUCUGGAGGCAUCUGAAAGUCAGAGAGGACCAUCUGAGAGCAAAGGGCAUAAAAAACUCCUUCAGCUACUUACGUGCUCCUCAGAUGAAAGAGGACAUUCUACAGCAUCAAACUCACCUUUAGACUCAAAUUGUAAAGAAUCUUCUACGAGUGCUACUAGUCCUUCAGGAGUUUCCUCAUCAACAUCUGGAGGGGUAUCUUCCUCCUCAAACGUGCAUGGGUCACUCCUGCAAGAGAAACACAGGAUUUUACAUAAAUUGUUGCAGAAUGGUAAUUCUCCAGCAGAGGUGGCCAAGAUCACAGCUGAAGCUACUGGUAAAGACACAUAUCAUGAUGCUAGUAACACAACCUCCUGUGGAGAAGGCACUGUCAAACAGGAACAACUAAGCCCAAAGAAGAAAGAAAACAAUGCUUUACUAAGAUAUCUACUAGAUAAAGAUGAUAUUAAGGAGCCGCUUUCCAAAGAGUUGAAGCCUAAAGUAGAAGGUGUGGAUAAUAAGAUGGGACAAUGCGCAAGUUCUACAAUUCCUACUUCAAGUCAAGAAAAAGAGAUGAAAAUAAAAAUGGAGCCAGCAGAGGAGAUGAAUGGAGACUUGGAUAAUUUGGAUGCAAUUCUAGGUGAUCUUAGUAGUUCCGAGUUUUACAAUAAUGCUAUGUCUGCAAAUGGAAAUAACCCUGGAACAAAGCAAGCAUUAUUUCAAGGAAAUGCCCUGUUGGGUGUGAAGAGUCCUCAAUCUGUGCAGACUACUCGCCCACCUUUUAACAGAGCCUUGUCUUUAGACAGCCCUAUGGGCUCAGGUGCUUCAGUGAGGAAUGUGAAUGCAUUCUCCAUGUUACAAAAGCAAAACUUGAUGGGUGGAAGUCCAAGAAUGAUUGAAAACCAAGAAAAUUUUGGAGCAAAUCUGGCAAGUGCUCCCCACAGAAAUGUGGCGAUGAAUCAGCAUCAGCCAGGAGACUGGGGUUUGCCAAACUCCAAAGUGAACAGAUUGGAAUCUGCAAGUUCUGCUUCAGUAUUGAGACCAGGACCUGAAUUUAGUACAACCCUUCCGAGGCCCCCAGAGGGGGGCUCUGUGUCUGGGCUGCCUGUUCGCUCUAACAGCAUACCUGGUUCUAGGCCCGUGCUGCAACAGCAAAUGAUUCACAUGAGGCCAAAUGAGAUAAACAUUGACAUGGGAGGUAAUCCCUAUGGACAGCCUGGACCUUCUAACCAGCCUGGAUUGUGGCCUGACAAUAUGAUGCCAAUGGAGCAAGCGUCACGGGGUUCACAAAACAGACAAUUAGUUAGAAGCUCUUUGGAUGAUCUCUUGUGUUCGGCACCAAAUAUGGAAGGCCAGAAUGAUGAAAGGGCACUUCUGGAUCAGCUGCACACACUAUUGAGUAAUACAGAUAUCACAAGUCUGGAAGAAAUUGACAGAGCAUUAGGAAUUCCUGAUCUUGUAAACCAAGGACAAGCUUUGGAACCCAAACAAGACUCAUUUCAAGGUCAGGAAUCUUCAGUUAUGAUUGACCAGAAGCCUUUGUUGUAUGGUCAACCCUAUCAAGGGCAAGGGACAGCAAUGCCAGGAGGUUUUAGUAGCAUCCAGGGACAACAGCCGUCUUUUAAUUCAGUGAUGAAUCAGAUGAGCCAACCGAGCAAUUUUCCUCUGCAAAGUAUGCACCCCCGAGCAAACGUGAUGAGACCUCGGACCAACACACCAAAGCAGCUACGCAUGCAACUCCAGCAGAGGCUCCAGGGACAGCAGUUCAUGAAUCAGACCCGUCAAACUCUUGAAAUAAAAAUGGAAAAUCCAGUCAGUGGUACUAACUCAGUGAUGAGACCAGUUAUGCAGCCACAGGUGGGAUCCCAGCAGCAAGGUUUUCUUAAUGCUCAAAUGGUGGCUCAGCGUAACAGGGAACUAAUAAGUCACCAUUUUAGACAACAGAGGAUGGCAAUGAUGAUGCAGCAGCAACAGCAACCUCAGGCCUUCAGUCCACCACCAAAUGUGACAGCCUCAGGAAGCAUGGAUAGUGCUUUGACAGGCCCUCCAAUGGCUCAAGUUCCUUCACAGCAAUUCCCCUAUCCACCUAAUUAUGGAAUAAGCCAACAACCUGAUCCUGCAUUUAGUAGAGUAUCAAGCCCUCCCAAUCCAAUGGUAUCAUCAAGAACUGGACCCUCCCAGAACCCGAUGCUGCAGCAUCCUCAGUCAGCAACAAUGUACCAGUCCUCAGAGAUGAAGGGCUGGCCCUCAGGAAGCAUCCCCAGAAACAGUUCUUUUCCCCAGCAGCAGUUCAGCCAUCAAGGUAGCCCAGCAGCAUACAGUAUGAUGCACAUGAAUGGCAGCAGUGGCCACAUUGGACAGAUGAGUAUUAAUACCAUGCCUAUGUCAGGACUGCCUAUGGGUCCAGACCAGGUAAGUCAUAUAUCAAGACUGAUGAAAAGAUUUGCUGACUCUUCUUCCAUUGAGUACAGUCUGCUUACAUCCAUUCCUCCCACACAAUCCUGCUCUCAGUUACCCUGUUUGUAUUUGCAUCUGCAGGCCUAUUAAUUUUAUAUCCUAAGAGAUACUUUCUUUUUGAUGAUACAUUAGCAAAUUCACAAUGACCCAAGCUGUAUGCUGGGCUUAGCUGUUGACUUUGAAGUAUCAUGGAAAGGACCAAGCCUUAAACUGCACAAAGGAUAAUGAAAUACUUCUGAACCUGGAAAAACCCCAGAAAAAACCCAUGGACUUUGUGAAAUGCAUCCACAGCAGAUCUUGAAAAUUACAUGUAAUAGCUCUUAUGAGUCAGGCUAAGAAUCCUGCUAAUGCAGUAUCCUUCCGGCAGACACUGAUAAUGAUACUUGCCCUUACAAAACCUUAGAAUAACUUGUGUAUGCAUAGCCAGAAAUGAUGGAAAAUUUAGACCUCUCAUUUAAGGUGAAAAUGUGCUAAUAAUAGGCACUGAAAAGAAAACUGAAAUACAAAAUACACUUUUGCUACAAUCUUUCCACAAAAUACCUAGGAUGAGCAACAUAAUACUGUCAUAAGCUAAAUCUAUUCUAGUAAAAAGUACCACAUGAAAUUUUGUCCAGCAUACCUGAGAAAGCUGUCAGAAUACUGAGGACUUCUGGGGGUAAGUAAAGUUUUGGAGGACUUUGAUACAACAAAUGCCUUUUAUAAAGAGGAUAAUAUAAAGGUGAAAUGUCAGAUUUUCCAAAUCUACGUGACAUAAAGAUACCAAAAUAGUGUGUUCAGGAAAUUCUAGGACAGCAUUUAUUUUCUAGAAAUUUAUUUUUAAAGUGGAGCACUAAAAAGCUAUUCUUCUCCUUCUAGGCAUUGAUUGGCAGUAGUUCUUUCUUCCAAAUGCAGUACACAAACCAUUUCAGCAAAGCUGUGUUCUCUGAUGAAAGUAUCUUUUCUUUAACAGAAAUACUGCUGACAUCUACAACCACAUCUUCAAACAAGAAUGGCUGAAUGCACUAGUGUUAGAAGGGAAAGUGACACAUUCUUCAUGGCAAGUCAUACUGGGCUUAACAGAAACCAGUGAUAAAUUUCCUCAUCCAGAGUAAAACAAAUGAAAAAAAACCCUACCCAACAAAAAUAUGUUUUAGUAGAAGCAGCCUAUGCAUUACUGUAUAAUGUGGGGUACAAAAAAAGGUCAUUAGUAUUUUUGGCACGCUUCCUCUAAGAAUGUGAAUUUGGUAAUGCCAUUUUAACAGAUUUGAUGGGUAGACUCCUGGAAUACCUGAUCUGUUUACUGUAGCUAUCCAAAGCCCUUUAGCCCAGGCAGACUAAAGUGCCUGGAGAAGUCACAGUGGUAAGAAUUUCCUGAUUUCCUCUAAUAACAAUAUCUGACAGAGAAUGUAGUUCUUAGCCUUGACUCUUUUAUAUAAAUCCCUGAAUAGAAAUGCUGCUUUUAGUCUCUUAUCCCAAGAGUCAGGGAUUUCCCAAGCAAAGUAGCAGUGCAAAAGUAAUUGGCACAUGCUAGUCCAAAAUCCCGUCUGUUGAAGCCAAGGGUUGAAAAGAGAAGAUAAACAAUUUAAAUUAUUUAAACACAAUUGUGACUAAUAUUUACAUAUUGCUGUGCAGCUGAGUGCACUUUAUAGAGGUCUAUAUAAUGGAUUAAUGCAAUGUCUUUGAUAAGGACUUAAUAUGAAGGUAGAGCAUACUCAUAUUCCUUCACAAACACAGUCUCUUAAUUAUUUGAAAAGACUGCAUAAUGUAAUGUUUUCUGUGUAUGGAAAUUAGAGCAAUAAUCUUUCGUCUUUUUUUUGAAAAAAGCUUCAGAAAACUCAAGGCAAGACAUUGCAGCCAGCAUCAGAAUUUUGCAGUCUUUUUUGUGAAUAAAUUUUGUAAAUAUGAUCUUUAAAAUAAUGUAUUAUAUAUAUGACUUUUGUAGGUCACUAACUCAUUUUUGCAGAGUUUGUGAAGCUAAAUGUUUAACAAAAUUGAUUUCUGGAAACUUGAGUGUAGCUGAGGUCCAAUUUUUUUUUUUUUUUUUUUUUUUUUUUUUUUAAUUACAUUUGAGGACUUUGAAGCUGGGUGACUUUGGCCCACAUAUUUCUCUUUGGUCUUCAACACUUCAUUUAUUUUUACAUGUUUAACAUAGAGCUUUUUAUAAAAUACAGACCAGUUGUUCAAUACUCUCUCCACCUGUGAGCACUUUUGUUACAUUUCUUUUUACCUAAGGUAGUUUGACAUGAAGGCUCUGCAUUGUAAGAUCUCAAAAUUUGUCAGGACAGACAUGUCUGUCUGUAAUAAGUUGCCUUUUCAGUUGACGAAUCUGGAUUGUGUCUUUUUAGUCAAUUUUAAUGAAUUCUAAAUGUUCUUUGAAAAUGUUUGUCUGUUGCAAAAUACUUGCUGUUAUGUAACAUCCAUAAAUCUUUAAGGAUAUUAAGCCACAUUUUAACCAAAUGUCUACACCUCAUUGGAUUAUUCUAAUAGUAACGAAUGUAUUUUCUAAGCAGAUUUCUGUCAUAGAAGUAUUUAAGUGUGGCUACAUAUUAUUUGCUGAUAGCAUGGGGUUUUCUUCCCCCUCCAUUCUGGGUGCUUGAAAUGAAGAUCCUUUUGCACUUCUUGCAGUUACAAGGAAUUAAACCUCUAAACCUUCCUAAGGGAUGACCCAGAAAUGUUUGUGUAGUGCUUCUGUUCUGUUGCUCAUUGUGUAAUGGAAAACUGAUUUCUCCCAAGUGAGUAAAAGAAACCACAAAUCCCCUGAUCUGUGUUUUUUGCUUACUCUUUGUACUGUUAGCAAGAUGGGGUUUUAUUGUUCAGAAUUUUUGGUGAUCUUCCAUUUUAACAGAAAUAAGUUUUAAUAGAAAUAUUCUCAUAAAUUCAUCCUUAGUGCCUAGCCAGCUGUGUUUCAAUGGGAAUGUAGAUUCAGUCAAUCUACUUCAUGUAACCCUGUCUCUUCCCUUAGUACUGAGUAUAUAGAUUACCACAGCACUUACUUGGAAUUUUCAGUCCAAUUAAUGUCUGUUUAUAAUGCAAAGCUUUUAAAAGCCUAAGGAACUUUUAUCUUUUCAUUUCUUGGAUCAUACCUAUUUGCUGAGUAAGUGCUGCUUACUGAGGUGAAAGGCAACAAUCCCUUGCAUUUUAUAGCAAAUCAGAAUAGAACAAUAUUUAUAUUUUGUACUUGUUCAUUAUGCUGAUGGAAAUUACAAACACCGGUUGCUUUCAUUAGGUGAGCUCUUAGACUAUAUACUGCUAUAUACAUCUUGCAGUACAAUUUUUUUUUUUUUAUUUAGUAAUUCUAUUUAUACAUCUAUGUAUAACUACCUGACUGACAUUAUAAAAGCUCAUCCUUUUCUCAUAUGUUUAGCAUGCUGGAGCUUUUCCACUACCUACUUUUUUUCCUGAAUUAAAAGAUUUUUAGUUUAAAUGCAUCGACAGCAUAUUUCAUGGCAGCACUAAAUAGUACAUUAGUACAUCUGGUUUGAAAUCUGUUGACAUUUAGUUACCACCAUCAAUUUUGCUUUGGUCCUAUAGCAGUGGAUUUCUGUGAAUGUUUUUUUAAAUAAAACCCACAUAACAUUAUUCAGCAGUAGGAGAUGAAUUAGCUAGUACAGCAACCUCUGAUCACUGCUGCAUAAAUGAGCGUUGUUUCGCCAUGUCUCUGUUGCUUUUUUGAUCACGUGUUUAUUAAAGUUGUAUGUAGUGCACUUUUUUCCUUGGCCUAAAAUACUGCUUCUGAAGUGAGAAAUUCAGACCAUGUUUCUGUCACAAGACAAAACUUACUUGAAUGUUGCACCAGUUAGCACACCUUUUAUUAUAGAAUUUAUGUGCAAACCACCAGAUGACAGAAUGAUACAAGAAGUGUGAAACCAUGUAAUUCUGAGAGCAAUAUUUUCAAAAAUUCUCAGGAGAAGGCAUAUGGUAUUGAGAAUUGCAUCUAAGCAUAGUUUACAUUACAUGUAUUGCUUGAAAUAUCUGUAUCUUUAUUUUGCAAAACAGAGGAAUCAUGGGGACUGAUUUAUAAAAGGGUUGGUUGUAAGGUGUUACUGCCCUUCUGGUUUUUGUGUUUGGAUGUUAAUAAUAAUGUAAAUAAAGGUUUCUAUUUAAAAUCAGAA